Messenger RNA from Archocentrus centrarchus (flier cichlid), 314 nucleotides. Its product is annotated as progonadoliberin-1. Bases 6 to 314 code for a protein of 102 amino acids. Gene Ontology annotation, biological process: multicellular organism development. Gene Ontology annotation, molecular function: gonadotropin hormone-releasing hormone activity. The record is from RefSeq and is a predicted model, not a curated record. Gene Ontology annotation, cellular component: extracellular region. The transcript is spliced from 4 exons. Lineage: Eukaryota; Metazoa; Chordata; Actinopteri; Cichliformes; Cichlidae.
GUCUGAUGCACAGAAGCUUUUUCCUCAGAAUGGCUGCAAAAAUCUUGGCACUGUGGCUGCUGCUCGCAGGGACAGUGUUUCCUCAGGGCUGCUGUCAGCACUGGUCAUACGGACUGAGCCCCGGAGGGAAGAGGGAUCUGGACAACUUUUCAGACGCACUGGGCAAUAUGAUUGAAGAGUUUCCACGCGUCGAGGCACCUUGUAGUGUUUUUGGUUGUGCAGAGGAAUCACCUUUUGCCAAAAUGUACAGAGCGAAAGGACUUCUUGGGAGUGUGGCCGAAAGGGAAAAUGGACACCGGACGUACAAAAAAUGA